AUGGAUUCAUCCCAUUCUGGCUGCUCAAAGGCUGCUCUGUUAUCCGAUCCUUUUGCUUCACCUCUCACUGCUUCUGCUGUCGGAUCAUCCGCUUACUCAAUGCCAGAUGCUCCUGCUUUACCAGUAGACUCGUAUGCUUUACCAGUAGACUCAUAUGCUCCUCCUCCUUCUUAUGACACUGCCUUGCAAGAAACACUGUCUGGCUCUGCUGGUCCUUCCACUUUGUAUCCAACUGCUCCUAGUAUUCCUCCCAGUUUACCUCCUGAUUACUUUGAUGUGUCCAUCAUUCCUACUGGUAGUGUUCUUUACCCUCAAAACUGUCCUGCUCUGGGUGCAUACUCCGAUGCCGAGAUUAUUCAAUCUAGUUCUUCCAUGAAUAUUGAAUCCCAUGAUUCAAAGCUAGACAAAAAUGCAAGCCAUCUUUUAUUUCCGGAUGAAUUAUGGAGAUUCUUCAUGUCUAAUCUUCAGAAUCCACGUCUAAUGGUAGACAUUCAUGGCUAUCAUACAGAAACUAAAUACAUUGAGGAAGUAAGAGAUGGCGAAAGUCGUACCACUUCUCGUCAAGAAGAUGUUUCUGAUUUCAGAAUCAAGAUUGAUGUCACUCGUCUCAUGUCCACUUAUUGGUCGCGAAUUGUAUGUGUGCCCGACAAAAAUGCCAGUCCUCGCAAUCUAAGAGAAACUCUUGAAGACUACACACGUUCUGAUCACAUUUGGAAAGAAAUCCAUCUGACAAAACAACCUCUUUGGGAUUUUAACGAACUCUCUUGUGCACUGGAAUUUGCUGUUCGCCAAACUGGCUAUAUGCACAAAAUUAAAAUUUCAUUUCCGCAAAAAGCUGCCAAGGUCUCGGUAUACUCGAGUCAUACACUAAGCAGACUUUCUCGCUCGACGUUUGUAUGGGUUAUUUGCAUCUUAUCUUGUCUAUGGAUCAUUGUGCUACCAAUAUAUCUACUGAUGCGCAAAAAGGUGUCAACAAAGCAAGUGUUUUAA
Molecule: messenger RNA, 990 nt
Organism: Batrachochytrium dendrobatidis JAM81
Lineage: Eukaryota; Fungi; Chytridiomycota; Chytridiomycetes; Rhizophydiales
Exons: 5
Coding region: 1-990 (329 amino acids)
Source: RefSeq, a predicted model, not a curated record